ACUGGACCUGGUCUUAGUGUGCUCUGACUAGAGAGAGUAUAUAUGUAAUUUGUACCCCGACUCGUCCUCGCCGUGCUUUACGGUUUCUCGUCUCUUCUCUUCUCUUCUUUUCUUUUCUGGUUUUAGCUUAUUUCUUCAGCAUAUUCACCGACGAAGGAAAAAAUGAGUGACGAGAGGAGGAAGAAGAGUAUUAACGGAGGUGCACCGGCGCAAACUAUCUCCGAUGACCGGAGAUCUAGUCUUCCGAAACUUGAAGCUUCUCCACCGCCGGGAAAACGAGCUGUCAUCAAGAGUGCUGAUAUGAAAGAGGAUAUGCAGAAGGAGGCUAUCGAUAUCGCUAUCACCGCAUUUGAGAAUUACAGUGUGGAGAAGGAUAUAGCUGAGAAUAUAAAGAAGGAGUUUGACAAGAAACAUGGUGCUACUUGGCAUUGCAUUGUUGGUCGCAACUUUGGUUCUUAUGUAACACACGAGACAAACCAUUUCGUUUACUUCUACCUCGACCAAAAAGCUGUUCUGCUCUUCAAGUCGGGUUAAGAAUUUGGUCCCAUAAAGAAAAAAUCGUUGGCAAAAAAAUGUGAUGUUCGUUCAAUCGCAUUAUUAUCAUCACGUUGUAGUUAGAUUCUUGUUUUGUAUGUCUGUGUAUGUAUGGAUUUAAGGCUUUUAACCAGCAAAAAUUUGGAGAAUAAACCCUUAAAAGUCUUUCAGUACAUGUCAUGCAUCUUCAAAUGUAUAUUUGAUUUUACCAAAUCAGCUUUGAGAAAUCUUAAUUCAGG
Molecule: messenger RNA, 773 nt
Organism: Eutrema salsugineum
Lineage: Eukaryota; Viridiplantae; Streptophyta; Magnoliopsida; Brassicales; Brassicaceae
Product: dynein light chain 2, cytoplasmic
Exons: 3
Coding region: 163-534 (123 amino acids)
Biological process (GO): microtubule-based process
Cellular component (GO): dynein complex
Molecular function (GO): dynein intermediate chain binding; dynein light intermediate chain binding
Source: RefSeq, a predicted model, not a curated record